AGCAGCAGCAACCAGCAGCAGCAGCUGCAGACAUGCUACCUUUCGUCCACCCGCGUCUCCUCAAGCUUCACUUUCGUUCAUGACGCUGAGUGGUUGGGAUGAGUAGUUUUGCAAUGUUUCGUCUAUCCUCGCUAGCUUCCUGUAGCGCAAGCUGUGCUCCGACCUUCCACCCACAGAGCCCUAAGCCACGACUCCAAGGAGAGAGCGGAUGGAUUUGUUGGGGUUGCCGGGCUGUUGUUGGGGGGGUUUGGCUCUCUAUUGUUGGGCUCGGCUUUGAGUUAUGCGAUCCCAAAGCGGUGUGAUUGGAUUGGUUUUGACUGUGGGUAGGUGGGCAGGUGGGAAUUCAUCAGGCGCCAGGCUCAGACCCUUGACCUUUGGAACAUGUGCCAAAAAAACAUGCAGAAACCCAUCCGUCGCAUGCAUCCAGUCCACAUCUCACUGUUCAGUUACGUCACGUGCGACCAGACCUGAUGUGACAAACACACCGAUUCUGUCAGAGAGAUGGCCCAAAAGGUUUGAUGUCACCCACUUGCCUAUGGACAUGAGGAACUUAGGAGACAUGUACUCACACCUGAGAGAUUUGUUUGGAUGCUAAUUCGUGUUUUGUUUUUUGUUUCAAUGAAGCCCUGGCGUGCCGGGUUUCUUCACCUGAAGUCCUUUAGUUCACCCGCCUUGCCAACUGGGGUGUGUGAUUGUGGGUUGCCUCACCCAAGUUGGGAAUUCUGGCUCGAAAGCCGCAAUGUUGCGGUCAGGUGUGCCAGUAGUUAUUACAUUUACGUUUUUGUUUGGAUGGCAGUUGAGGUGUUUGCUGCUGAGUGCUUCGCAGUUCCAACACGUUUUGGAUGAUACGGGGCAGACCAGCAAGGCAUAUGCAGGUCACGCUGGCCACGAACUCUCUUUGCUGUCUGGCAAGCGCCGCGGAAUGAUCCUGAACGAACUUUGCAAGAAGGUGCUGGCGCGGCUCAAUCCUAACAGCAAGAUUGAAGAGCCUACCCCAGGAACUUGUUGUAACGGGGCUCGCAGGUCAAACUACCACUCUGAGUAUGACUUCACCAGGGAUGGCCGAAAAAUUGAAUGCAAGAGUGCACAGAUGUCUUGGGUGAGAGCAAGGAAGCAUUGGCAUGUCCACUUUCAGCGCGUCAAGCUGCCAUGGCCAGGUUUUCGUGACCAGGCGCCAUUUGAUGAUUUGUAUCUAACACUGUUCAGCCCAGAUAGCUUGCACAUUAUUCAGCAUGACCUUCAGACCGGAGUGUGUUCAGUUGGCCGCCGAACAGGGAGCAGUGGUCAUUCGAUUUUUGUCGCCAGUGCUGACCGGCAAGAAUGUUGGCAAACGGCACGGUCUCAAAUUCUCGACAAGUUCUUGGCUGCGGAUCGCUGCAAACUUGUGGCUUGCAUCGACUUAUCAGAUGUUGAAGUCCGCAGCUGGCUGGUAGAGGAAAUGGACAGAGUGAAAUCGUGCCAUGACGACGCAUACCACCGGGUGCCACUGAACCAUAUGACGCCACGAUUACGUGGUUUGCGUAUUGAGGAAAUAGCGUUCGAAGUGGAUCAAAUUCUCCAUCAAAAUAGUUCUUUUUCGAGAGACUGUUCUACUGCAGACUGGGUCCGUGGAGGAGUGGCAGUGGAGGUCAAGCACGGGCAGAUGCGUUUCAACAAUGUCCGAAGGUGUUGGGAAUGCAUGUUCUCGAACAUCAAGUGUGCAAGCAAGCAUAUUCGUGACCAGGACCUGUUUGACGAGCUGUGGCUUGCAAUCUACAGCCCCUUUGGCAUUCAUUUUCUCAAGCAUCCUGGUGGCAAAGUCCGCUUCAUCGCUGCAGGUUUGAAAGAGCAAGAUGAUGGAAGGAAAAUAGUAGUGAGGGGAAUCAAAGAUGUGCUUGGUGUCAGGGAGGCCCUGGACGACAUGCUCAAAAACAUGGAGGAAUGGGGCUGCCAUCUUGUUGCAACAGUUUACUGGGACAACGGCCAGUGACUCACGCUGGGGUGCGGGUUUGCGCCGGCUCUGGCAGCAGAAAAAAAGCCGCGCUUGGGUUGCACUGCUUGAAGCCUGGGAAGCAGCGCCGCAGAAACUGCUGAAGCAAAUGCGUGCCAAGUUUGCCGAGCAACCUGCAAGCCAAGCCGAGCGUUUGCACGCCCGGCGACAAGAUGCAAGAGCAAAAGUCACCAACUUUCUCUGACAUUUCUUCCUAGUUUUGUUUCACCUGGUGGGGCUGUCCGUGUCCCACUCAGGGCACUGUACCAGUACCACUUCAACUUCUUAUUUUGGCGUAGAUAUUUCCAGACUCAUCAGCAUCUACCAUUUGCCGUGCAAAUGUACUGACUUUACCUGACUUGCUUUGACUUACCACUUAACCGGUUGGCUUGCAAUGAGACUUGC
Durusdinium trenchii is the source of this 2374-nucleotide messenger RNA. The record is from the annotation of a GenBank genome assembly. NCBI's taxonomy places the organism in Eukaryota, Dinophyceae, Suessiales, Symbiodiniaceae.